Saprolegnia diclina VS20 is the source of this 805-nucleotide messenger RNA. RefSeq lists its product as hypothetical. The transcript has a single exon. Bases 15 to 779 code for a protein of 254 amino acids. Gene Ontology annotation, molecular function: metal ion binding. NCBI's taxonomy places the organism in Eukaryota, Oomycota, Saprolegniomycetes, Saprolegniales, Saprolegniaceae. The record is from RefSeq and is a predicted model, not a curated record.
GUUUCCAGACGGUCAUGGCCACUGAGGAGGCCAGCGACUGGGCCGAGGCUCGUGACGAAGGCUUCUUCGCCGUCGACAGCGCCGAGCACGCGCCGACCGAUGCAACAAGCGACGUCGCCAGCUUCGAUAGCGUCGACAGCAGCAGCGAUACAUCGGCGCUCCACGGCGCCUGCCCUGUCUGCCUCAAGCCGCUCGUCGAUGGCGUCCUCGUCGCAGCCUGCCUACACGAGUUUUGCCGCGCGUGUAUACUUCAGUGGGUCGACCACUUGCGUGACCGAGGUGCGCCCGUGCGAUGCCCCAUCUGCCGCACGCCAUUCGCACAGCUCUAUACGAAUGUCGUGUCGGCCGAAGACUAUGACGUGGAAGACCUUGCGACGACCGCGCCGUCCCCGCGCAGCUUAGCUCGACGACAGCGCGCCCUUGUCUAUCGCCGAGCCUCGGUUUCUAUCGAUGACGCUCGCCGCAUGCAGUGGCCUGUCAUUUACAAGACGAACGACCAGGCCAUGUCCUGGAUACGACGCGAGCUCGGCGUAGUCCUUGGCGCGGCCACCGACACGAGCCUCCUGACGCAGAUCAUCGCAUCCCAGCUUGUAGAGAUUCGAAUGGACGAUGCAAGUCGAAAGCGCAAGCAUGUGCAGCACGGAUAUGAGCGCCUUGUAGACGCACUGCAUGGCUUUCUGGACGACGACGCUGCCACGUUUGUGGUCGAGCUCUCGAGGUACAUGGCCAGCCGGCUCAACCUGGCGGCGUACGACGAACAAGCAUUCUCGUUCGGUUGAUGACAAUAAUAGAGGACAACAAACAA